This is a messenger RNA of Paramecium sonneborni, 723 nucleotides long. Lineage: Eukaryota; Ciliophora; Oligohymenophorea; Peniculida; Parameciidae. The record is from the annotation of a GenBank genome assembly.
AUAUAUUUAAUGCAUAACAGAAACAAAACAAGUAAAGGAUAAUCUUAACCUUUAAUAUAAUUGAGUAUUGAUUUAGGAAAUCAUAAAUGUGAUCGAAUUGCUCUUUAUAGAGACACAGAUCCAUAUCUAGAGGCUAAAUAAUUUGUUUAAAGAAAUCAUCUUCCAUAAUAGAUGGUUUAAGUUCUAUCUAAUAGUAUUAUUAAACAAAUGAAAGCCUACGAUGAAAUUAUGAUGAUAACGUAUGUAAUUUAAUCAAUAAUUAAAGGACACUCAAACAGAAACUAACUAUUUGCGAAAUUUAAAAUCUAAUCAUGAUGAAUUAUAAGCUAAACAAAGAACUCCAAGUCCUAAAAGAUUUUAACCUAGUCCUAAGUAAAUGCAUAAAUAAAAUCUGUCUAAAAGUCCAUCUAAUAUCUCUUUGCAUGAUGAAUUACCUACUGAUAAAGUUGUUGUGAAGAAACUAUUCUAAAUUUUAGAUUCUGAUUAGGAUGGAUUAAUAUCUGCCAAUAAAGUUAAUUAUAAUAAAAUACCAAUCUAGUUAAGAAACAGAGUACAUUUUUUUAAAUCAUUUAGAUCACUGUUCAUCUGGAAUAAUCAUUAAUUCCAUAUGAAUUUGAAGAAUUAUAUGAAAAAUUAAAAAGGGAUUCAUAAGAAGAAUAUUUCAUUACUUUGAAAUUGAUAAGCUAAAUUUUAGAUAUUCCAAAAGUUAAAGUACUAAUAUGA